Carcharodon carcharias (great white shark) is the source of this 2056-nucleotide messenger RNA. It is a transcript of the gene mpp2b, whose product is annotated as membrane palmitoylated protein 2b. The record is from RefSeq and is a predicted model, not a curated record. Gene Ontology annotation, cellular component: plasma membrane; cell-cell junction. Gene Ontology annotation, molecular function: protein binding. The transcript is spliced from 13 exons. NCBI's taxonomy places the organism in Eukaryota, Metazoa, Chordata, Chondrichthyes, Lamniformes, Lamnidae. The coding region runs from base 154 to 1821 and encodes 555 amino acids.
CUCAGAUUGUCCAGGGGUAUCCUAGAUUCAAAGAAGAAUCUCCUGGGCACUGCUGCGAGCAAACAGGAAGAUAUUUGAUUGCAUGAAGAAUAAACAUAACCUGUAGAAGUCUAGCAUUCCAACUGUUAUUGUCUUUGGAGGACGGGUAUCAAAAUGCCUGUGGCUUCAGCUCAUUCGGAUACAGCUAUGCAGCAGGUCCUGGACAACUUGAAUGAUUUGCCAAACUCUACAGGAGCCAAGGACUUAGAUUUACUCUUCCUAAGAGGAAUCAUGGAGAGCCCAAUUGUACGAUCACUAGCUAAGGCCCAUGAGAAGCUGGAAGACACUAAGCUAGAGGCUGUACGUGAUAAUAACCUGGAGUUAGUGAAGGAGAUCAUUGAUGAUAUCACCCCAAUUGCUAAGGAGAAUGAUUCUGCAGCUGAACUCACUCGUAUUCUCCAGGAACCACAUUUUCAGUCCCUGCUGGAAGCUCACGACUCAGUUGCCUCGAAGAACUACGAAACUCCACCUCCAAGUCCAGAGUCGCUAAUGGACUCUACGUUCAACAAUCAGCCUGUACCACCUGAUGCUGUCCGAAUGGUGGGGAUUCGCAAGGUCAAGGGCGAACAUUUGGGUGUGACAUUCAGGGUUGAAAACAGUGAGCUUGUGAUUGCCCGAAUUCUCCAUGGAGGUAUGAUCGACCAGCAGGGUUUACUGCAUGUGGGCGACAUCAUCAAGGAGGUGAAUGGAAAAGAGGUUGGAAAUGAUCCAAAGGUCCUGCAGGAAAUGCUGCAGAAUGCCAGUGGAAGUGUCAUCCUUAAGAUCCUGCCCAGCUACCAGGAACCACAUCCUCCACGACAGGUGUUCGUGAAAUGCCAUUUUGAGUAUGAACCUAUCAAUGAUAACCUGAUCCCAUGCAAAGAAGCUGGCUUGAAGUUUACCUGUGGCGAUAUAUUACAGAUUGUGAAUCAAGAGGACCUUAAUUGGUGGCAGGCCUGUCAUGUGAAGGAGGGAGGCAGUGCGGGCCUUAUCCCCAGUCAGUUGUUGGAGGAAAAGAGGAAAGCUUUUGUAAAGCGAGACUGGGAUUUCUCCAGUUCUUCUGGUGCACUAUGUGGAAGUAUGGGUGGAAAAAGGAAGAAGAAGAUGAUGUAUCUAACCACCAAAAAUGCAGAAUUUGAUCGACACGAACUUCUGAUCUAUGAGGAAGUAGCAAAGAUGCCACCAUUUCAAAGGAAGACUUUGGUCCUUAUAGGAGCACAAGGCGUUGGGCGGCGAAGCUUAAAGAAUAGACUCAUUAUGUCUGACCCAAUGCGUUUUGGAACAACCAUUCCUUUCACCUCACGAAAGCCAAAGGAGGACGAGAACGAUGGGCACAUUUAUGCCUUUGUGUCCCGUGCUGAAAUGGAAAAUGACAUCAAAGGUGGGAGGUAUUUGGAGCAUGGUGAAUAUGAAGGGAACCUUUAUGGAACAAAGAUUGAUUCCAUUCAUGAGGUUGUUGAAUGUGGAAAAAUAUGCAUCUUGGAUGCAAACCCACAGGCGCUAAAGGUUCUGAGGACAUCUGAAUUCAUGCCUUAUGUGGUGUUUAUUGAGGCUCCAGAUUUGGACACCCUGCGGGCAAUGCACAGGGCAGCAAUUGAUGCAGGAGUUACAACAAAACAAUUAACCGACACUGAUCUGAAGAAAACAGUGGAUGAGAGCUCCCGCAUCCAGCGAGCAUACAGCCACUACUUUGAUCACACCAUUAUGAAUGAUAACCUCGACAAGGCCUUCCAAAAACUUCGGGCUGCUAUGGAGAAACUCUGCACAGAGCCCCAGUGGGUGCCAGUGAGCUGGGUCUACUAACACUUUCCAAAGGAUAAAGGAAUAUGGUUUACACAGAGCACCAUUAACAUUAUAGAAAAGGUCCUUUAGAAUUUAAGAGGGCUCCAUUUAGGUUGGUCAUAAUUGGGGUAGCAGCUCAUGGUGACAACAGUUAUAUUAUGUCAAUCAGCAAUGGAGGUGAUCUAAAAAGGGUUUUAAAUGAAAGAAUGGGAAUGCUCUCCAGCUACCAUCAUUUUUAUUUUGCAAACAAUACAGG